AUGUUAAAUGCAGUGUAUGCCUUGUCUCAUGCAUUACAUAAUCUGCAGGCAUGCAAACAUGAAGAUGGACCAUUCAAUAACAGAACCUGUGCGGACCAGAAACAUUUUUAUCCAUGGCAGCUUCUAUAUUAUCUUAAAAAAGUCCACUUCAGAAAUAAAGCUGGACAAGAAGUAUAUUUUGACACAAACGGUGAUGUGCCAGUCCUGUUUGAUAUUAUUAACUGGCAGUUAAACUCUGAAGAAACCAUGAAUAGUGUUCUGGUUGGAAAAUAUAAAGUAAAUAAUGAUGGAAGUCAAACAAUAAUUGUAAAUGACAGCGCCAUCAUCUGGAGUGGAGGAUACUUACAAACUCCUUAUUCCAUCUGUAGUAACAGUUGUUCAUCAGGAUACCGGAAGGCACCUCUUCGAGAAAAACCCAUCUGCUGCUAUGACUGUGUAUUGUGCUCUGAUGGGGAAAUCAAUAAUCAGACAGAUGCCACUGACUGUAUAAAAUGCUCAGGAGACUCAUGGUCUGAUGAAGGAAGAAGGGUCUGCAUUCCAAAGCUUAUAGAGUACCUGUCAUACAGUGAUCCAUUGGGUGCAGUCCUGGCUGCUGGCACUAUUUUGCUUUCCAUCAUUCCCACCUUUGUACUUUGGAUUUUUGUUGCAUAUUGUGACACACCAAUUGUAAAAGCAAACAACCACAAUCUCAGCUACUUUUUGCUAGUAGCUCUUAGCCUUUGCUUUCUCUGUGCAUUAAUAUUUAUUGGAAAACCAAACAAUGCUACCUGUAUGGUCAGACAAUCUGCAUUUGGCAUUGUAUUUUCUGUUUGUAUUUCUAUUAUUUUAGCAAAAACAAUUACAGUUGCUCUUGCAUUUAGAGCAACAACACCAGGACGUUUCCAGCAGAAAUGGGUGGGAUCCAGUACACCAAGUUUCAUAGGACUUUUCUGUGCUUUUCUACAGAUCUGUAUUUGCUGUGUUUGGCUUGCAUAUUCAGCACCUUUUGCAGAGGAAAACUUGAACUUAUAUAAGGACAAGAUAAUCAUAGAAUGCAAUGAAGGAUCCAAAAUAAUGUUUUACUGCAUGCUUGGAUACCUUGGUCUCUUAGGAAUUAUAAGUUUCAUAGUUGCCUUUUCAGUAAGGAAAUUGCCAGAUAGAUACAAUGAGGCUAAAUUUAUCACAUUUAGCAUGUUAAUUUUUAUAAGUGUUUGGUUGUCAUUUAUUCCAGCAUACCUUAAUACCAAAGGGAAGUAUGUGGUUGCUGUGGAGAUAUUUGCAAUUUUGUCUUCAGGGUUUGGGUUACUGAGUUGUAUUUUCUUUCCAAAGUGCUUUGUUAUUCUGUUGAGGCCUGAUUUGAAUACAAGAGGAAAUGUUACACAGAGAUCACAUUAA
Molecule: messenger RNA, 1374 nt
Organism: Protopterus annectens (West African lungfish)
Lineage: Eukaryota; Metazoa; Chordata; Ceratodontiformes; Protopteridae
Product: extracellular calcium-sensing receptor-like
Exons: 4
Coding region: 1-1374 (457 amino acids)
Biological process (GO): G protein-coupled receptor signaling pathway
Cellular component (GO): membrane
Molecular function (GO): G protein-coupled receptor activity
Source: RefSeq, a predicted model, not a curated record